GCAAUGAUGCCGCAGGCGAGCAUCUUCCUGGUUUGCGCCUUCCUGCUGCCUUUUGCCCCGUCCUCCUCGACGAGCAGCAGUGAGGAUCUGCCACCCGAGCUUCAAGAGACCUGCAGCAGCAGCGACGACGCCUCCUCGUGCUCCCGCGGACCGCACGCCCACAUGGCAGCUGCGGACGACGGGAAGAUCUCAGACCGGGCCCUCGGGGUGAGGAGAGGCACCGAUUUUUCAUUUCACUCCUCACCCAUCUCAUUGCGUGAUUCUGUGUGUGUGUGUUCAGUGUCUUUUGGGAGCGCUUGUGGGCGAUGCCUCAGGUAGCACAGCAGCAGGCAGUGACAGACAGCACAGCACAGCACAGCGCAUGCCACCAACAGAGAACGGAGGACGAUUGAUUGCCGCGAUGGUGCCUGUGGGCCUUGCAGGUGCUGUGUUGGAGUUCCAGAAGACCAAGGUGACGGCCAAGGAGGUGGCCAAGGCUCUCACGAUGCCCGGCGGCGGCGUCUGGAAGGUCGGGCCGGGACAAAUCACUGACGACGGGUACCCCUAACCGCACAACACACACAACGAAAGAGGGAGCGGCCACUGCAGCACAUGAGCAUCCUUGUGUGAUGCCGUCCGCGUGUCUGUCAGUGAGCUGACUCUGUGCCUGGCCCGCGGCCUCGUGGCCGGAGAAGGCAAAUUCGAUCUGGACAAAGUGACGGUCAGACGACAACACAAACGACAAAGAGGCGUUAGUUAGAGUGCUGGUUGCGGUGCAUGUGUGGUUGUUGGUCUUGGUCUGUCGGUGCAUGUCUGUCUGCAGAAGGAGUAUUCCGCCUGGUUCGACUCGCCCCCUUUCGACAUCGGAACCACCACCACAAAGGUAGGUACCCACGGGUGGCUGUGCAUGCCGGCACACCGGUGGGUGGUCGGUGGCAUCAAUGCAUGCAGGCCCUGGAGGUGGCCUUCAGCGGGCUGGCGAAAGUCGUUCGUAAGGCGGCGAGGGACCACAACCAGCAGAGCCAGUCCAACGGAUGCCUCAUGCGAUCCACACCAAUGGCCGUAAGUGAGUGGGCGACAGACAGAGAUGCGAUGCAGCCAUGGGCGGGCACCAUGGCCGACCUUGCUUGCCCACAUCAACGUUUCCCUCUGUGUGUGUGUGUGUGUGUGUGCGUCAUCCAUCCAUCCAUCCAUCCGACAUCAGCUGUGGGGCCACAAGCUGUCUGACGCGCAGCUGAUGGACAUCGUUGCCCAGGUGUGUGUGCCUCUGUGUGAGCCAGGAUACUCGUGGAUAGAGUCUCUCGACUGCCUCUCUGUGUUGUCUGUGUGUGCAGGAGGUCAGCCUGACGCACCCUAACAAAGACAUCCAGAAUGCAGUGGGCACAUACGUCGUCGCUGCUGGUGAGGGAGGGGGUGCCCACACCCUUUGCAAGCCAGCGGGCGGAUCGUGGGCACGGUUUCUCCUUCGCAACUGACUGCUAUGUGUCUCGUGUGUCAGCUUAUUUGAUCAACAAUGGGGGCGGGACUAAGGAGGCGCGAAAGGCGGCGUUCGACAAGGCCAAGUAAGCAACCGCCGCCGCCUCCGUGUGUACGCGUCUGUGUGAUCGUAUCAACGUUACAGGACUGUGGCCGGCCCGCUGGCUCGCGAGUGGCUGGAGCUGGCUGCAUCCAACGAACAUUUCUCUGUCGACGGCAAGGGCAUGGGCUGGAUCAAAUGGUAGGCGGCGGCCGCUGGGGGAUGGGGCACCUCACCCGACAGACAGUCUCUGUCUUCCCCCCUCUCUCUCUCACCCUCUUGCAGGGGAUUCACUCUGGCGUUCCGCCACCUGCUGUACGCCGAGAGCUAUGAGGCCGCCCUCCGCGACACCCUCGUCCUCGACGGGGACACCGACACGAAUGCCUGCAUCGUCGGCGGCCUAUACGGGGCGGCCGUGGGGGCAUCGGCCAUUCCCACACACCUCAAGGAACCGGUCCUCAGUUACAGCUUCGAAGGUACGUACGCCGAUACGCCAUGUGUAGACGUGCCAUGGUGGGGUGUGAUGUAUCUCUGCGUCUGCGUGUGUGUGUGUGUGUGCAGAUAAGGGCGGCCAACGGCGUCCGCCGUUCCUGUAUUCGCGGCAGGCGCCGGGCCUGGCCGCCGAGCUCAUGAGGCUGGCCCCGUCGGCCGGCCCUCAGGAUGCUGCAAAUGACCAGACGUGUGGUGGUGGUGGUGGUGGUGGCCAGUGUGAUGCCAAGGCUUUUGCCGAUUGAGUAAUUGUGUGGAUAGGGUUGUAGAUACUCACUCUGGUUAACUGCACACGUGUGUGUGUCCAAGAAGGAUAUCAAAGAAGGACAUGCAGCCCAGCCCCCCCACCCCACCGG
Messenger RNA from Vitrella brassicaformis, 2340 nucleotides. NCBI's taxonomy places the organism in Eukaryota, Vitrellaceae. The record is from the annotation of a GenBank genome assembly.